Molecule: messenger RNA, 4557 nt
Organism: Mycosarcoma maydis (corn smut)
Lineage: Eukaryota; Fungi; Basidiomycota; Ustilaginomycetes; Ustilaginales
Product: putative DNA topoisomerase II
Exons: 1
Coding region: 1-4557 (1518 amino acids)
Biological process (GO): sister chromatid segregation; resolution of meiotic recombination intermediates; DNA topological change
Cellular component (GO): nucleus
Molecular function (GO): DNA topoisomerase type II (double strand cut, ATP-hydrolyzing) activity; DNA binding; ATP binding
Source: RefSeq, a predicted model, not a curated record
AUGUCCGAGUCAGACUACAUGUCAGACGAAUCAGAGGGAUUCAUUCUCCCCAAGAAGAAGCCUUCCGCCACCAAGCCAAAAGCCGCUGCCAAGCCCAAGGCUGCGGCCGGAGCCAAGGCGGGUGCCUCAAAGUCUAACAAUGCUGCUGCCAGGCCCAAGAAGCAGCCUCUCGCAAAGCGCAACAGCAAUGGUGCUGACAGCGACAUCGACGUCAGCAUGGUGGACAGCGAGGCCGAUGUCUCAUUUCAGCCGCCUGUGCCUGUCAAGUCAGCCAACAGCAAGAGCGCAUCCGAGACCUACCAAAAGCUCUCGCAGCUUGAGCAUAUCCUCAAGCGUCCCGAUACCUACAUUGGCAGCGUCGAAAAGCACACUGAAAAACUCUGGGUCUUUGACAAGUCCAAAAAGCAGAUGGUCUAUCGCGAGACCACCUACGUACCUGGUCUCUACAAGAUCUUUGACGAGAUUCUCGUCAACGCCGCCGACAACAAGGCGCGUGAUUCCAACAUGACCGCGCUCAAGGUCGAGAUCAACCGUGAAGAGGGUUCCAUCAUGGUCUGGAACAACGGUCACGGUAUCCCCGUCGAGAUGCACGAAAAGGAACGCGUCUACAUCCCCGAGCUCAUCUUUGGUCACCUCCUCACCUCGUCCAACUACGACGACAAUGAAGCUAAAGUCACCGGUGGCCGUAACGGUUACGGUGCCAAGCUCGCCAACAUCUACUCGACCGAGUUCACCGUCGAGACUGCCGACUCCAAGAACCAAUGCAAGUACAAGCAGACCUUCACCAAAAACAUGCACGAAAAGGGCAAGCCCAAGAUCACUAAGCACAGCAAGAAUGACGAGUACACCUCGAUCACCUUCAAACCUGACCUCGCCCUCUUCGGUAUGGACGCCAUCGACGACCACAUGGAAGCGCUUAUGCUCAAGCGUGUCUACGAUAUGGCAGGUACCGUCAAGGGAAUCAAAGUCACGCUCAACGGUGAACUGCUCAAAAUCAAAAACUUCAAACAGUACGUCGAGAUGUACGUCUCUGCCAUCAACGAGCUCGGAGGCAAAGCCGACAACGGCGAAGAGGACGCUGCCGGCUUGCCCACAAGUGCUGCUCCCAAGCCGGCUAUCAUCUACGAGUCCACCGUGGACAAGGGUCGCAAUUGGGAAGUUGCUUUUGCCGUCUCAGAUGGUGAGUUCCGUCAGGUGUCGUUCGUCAACAACAUUGCCACCAUCAAGGGUGGCAAGCACGUCGACCAUGUCGCGGACCAGGUCAUCUCGCGCCUCAUCGAACAUGUCAAGAAGGACAAACAUACAGGCAAGGUCAUGCCGAAUCAGGUCCGACAACAGCUCUGGGUUUUCGUCAACUGUCAGAUCGUCAACCCCACCUUCGACGGACAGACCAAGGAGACGCUUACGCUCAAACAGAGCGCAUUUGGUAGCAAGUGGACGCUCACCGAUGAGUUUGCCAGAAAGGUGAUCAAGUCGGGUGUCGUCGACAACAUUGUCAGCUUUGCGCGCUUCAAGCAGGAUCAGGCGCUCAAGAAGACCGAUGGCCACAAGCGUACCAGAAUCACCAACAUCCCAAAGCUCGAAGAUGCCAACAACGCCGGUGGCAGGAAGGCCAAGGACUGUACACUCAUCCUCACCGAAGGUGACUCGGCCAAGUCGCUCGCCGUGGCCGGCAUCGUCGAAGUCGGAAGAGACAACUACGGUGUCUUUCCUCUCCGUGGUAAGCUGCUCAACGUGCGCGAAGCGUCCCACGACCAGAUCAUGAAGAACGCCGAAAUCAAGGCCAUCAAGGAGAUCCUCGGCCUCCAGCAUGGCAAGCAGUACCUCGACACCAACAGCUUGCGCUACGGCAGUAUCAUGAUCAUGACUGAUCAGGAUCACGAUGGUUCGCACAUCAAGGGUCUCAUCAUCAACUUCCUCGACCAUUUCUACCCCUCGCUGCUCAAAAUUCCUGGCUUCCUUGUCGAAUUCAUCACGCCCAUCGUCAGGUGCAGGAAGGGUAAGCAGGAUAUCUCGUUCUUCACGAUCCCCGAGUAUGAGACCUGGAGAGACGCUCACAAUGGCGGCAAGGGCUGGCACAUCAAGUACUACAAGGGUCUCGGUACUUCUGAAUCACAAGAUGCCAAGAGGUACUUUCGUGCACUCGAGAAGCACAAGCUCGCCUUUGAUGUCACCCGAGACGGCGAUCGCGAGCUGAUCGAUCUCGCGUUCAACAAGAAAAAGGCCGACGAUCGAAAAGAAUGGCUCCGACAGUUCCGUCCAGGCACUUACCUCGACCACAACACGGACAGAAUUCCGUAUGCAGAUUUCAUCAACAAGGAGCUCAUCCUUUUCUCGAUGGCAGACAAUCUGCGAUCCAUCCCUUCGGCCAUCGAUGGUCUCAAGCCUGGUCAGCGAAAGGUCAUGUAUGUCAUGUUUGACCGCAAGAGCAACUCCGAGUUGAAGGUCAACACGCUCGUCGGUAACGUGUUGGGUCAAGCCGCCUACCACCACGGUGAAGCAGCGCUUAGCAUGACGAUUGUAGGUCUCGCGCAGAACUUUGUGGGCAGCAACAACGUCAACCUGCUUGAACCCAGGGGCCAAUUCGGUACUCGUUUGCUUGGAGGUAAGGAUGCUGCCUCGGGUCGUUACAUCUUCACAGCGUUGCCCAAGAUCGCGCGCGCCUUGUUCCCUGCAACAGAUGAUGCGCUGCUCGACUACCUGGAAGAUGAUGGUCAGAAGGUGGAACCUCACUGGUACAUCCCUGUUGUACCUCAGGUGCUGCUAAACGGCGCCGAAGGUAUUGGCACGGGUUGGUCCACUUCAGUUCCCAACUACAACCCGCACGAGAUUGUUGCGAAUCUGCGCCGACGCAUGGCGGGCGAAGACGUGGUCCCCAUGAAGCCUUGGUACCGUGGCUUCAAUGGUGAUGUGGAAGAGUUUGGUCCUGGCCGAUUCAAGAUCAGCGGGCGUGUCACGCAGAUCGACGAAAAGACAUACGAGAUCACCGAGCUGCCCAUCCGCACUUGGACGUCCAACUACAAGGAGUUGCUCGAAGAACGUAUCGUGUCAUCGGACAAGAUUCCAGCAACCAUCAAGGACUACAAGGAGUACCACACCGAGUCGACUGUCAACUUUAUCGUCGAGCUCACAGCCAAGGGUCAGGCCGAGAUUGCCGAUAAGGGCGUCGAGGCGUUUUUCAAGCUUUCGUGCCAGAUCUCAACCACCAACAUGGUGCUCUUCGAUCAGGACGGCAAGAUCAAAAAGUACACGUCUGCUGAAGAAAUCCUGGAAGAAUUCUACCUGUUGCGUCUCUCGUAUUACCAAAAGCGAAAAGAGUACUUGGUGGACCAGCUCAAGUUGAUGUAUGACAAGCUUUCGAACCAGGCACGCUUCGUGCAGAUGAUCAUCUCGCGACAGCUCGUCGUGUCGAACCGCAAGCGCGCCGACAUUGUGGCCGAGUUGCGCCAAAAGGAUUUCCGUCCCUUCCCGAAACAGGGCAAAGCAUCGAUUGCAGCUGAGCCCGAGGACGACGAGGCGAUCGACGACGAAGACAUCUCGGCCGACUCGGACUUUGACUACUUGCUCAACAUGGCCAUCUACAAUUUGACCAAAGAGAAGGUUGACAAGCUGCUCAAGGAGCGCGACCACAAGGAAGAAGAGCUCAAGAUCCUCAUUGGACGAUCGCCUCAGAACUUGUGGGAUGAGGAUCUUACCAAGUUCAUCGAGCUCUGGGAGGAGAUGCUGGCCGAGGACGAUCGUCGACUCAAGGAUGUUGUGACUAAGGUGAAGAAGGGCAAGCAAAGUACCAAAAAGACAUCUGCCAAGAGCGGCGCUGCUGCACGACGUGUGCUCAAGAAGCCGAUCAACUCGGAUGGCGAAGAGGAAGACGAUGGCAUGGAUGAUUUUGGUGGCGAUGAUUCCGAAGACGACUUUAAGCCGUCGACAGCAGCUGCCAAAAAGAAAGCGGCUGCUCCUGCUAUGCGUGCGAGCCCGGCUAGAAAGCGCGCCGCUGCAGAUGCAAUGGACGACGACGACAUGGCGCAGCUUCUUAGCACAAGCGCAGCUACGAAAAAGUCGCGUGCUAGCGGCUCUGCCUCCAAGUCGGCCACUGUAUCGCGAGCUACUACACCUCAAAUCGUCGAGAUCAUCGACGACGACGAUGAGAAUGACAAGAAGGUGGCGCCGAUCUUUACCAAGGCGAGCGCGGGAGCAAGCACUAAACCGGCUGCGGCCAAGAAGGCGGCUGCGCCUAUAAGGACGGCAGCAGCAUCGGUAAGCAAGUCGGAAGAGUCUCGCAAAGCAUUCAGCCUGUCUGAUUCGGAAGACGACACAAUCGCCAUGCCAGCCAAGAACAAGAAGCGCGCUGGCGCUGCCAAGCCCGCUGCUGGCAAGAAGGCUGCAGCUGGCCUGGGUCGCAAGAAGGCGGUCGCCGCAAAUGGCUCUGACAACGAAGACUCGUUUACCAUCGACAGCCCCGACGUCUCUGCGGCGCCGACUCGCACUUCUGCGCGCUCACGCAGUGCAUCUGGUAAGAUGAGCUACAAGGUGGACAAUUCCGAGGACGAGGAUUUCUGA